AAUAUUACCCAUGUAGCUUUGCGCUGCCGCGCAACAAUUCUUUCUCUUCUCGCUGGAAACAAAAUACCAUCAUCAAUGGCGGAUACAGCACCAGCCGGUGGUGGACGAGGCGGAUUUGGCCGAGGAGGUUUUGGCCGAGGAGGCCGCGGUGGUAGGGGGCGCGGACGAGGACGAGGUCGUGGAAGAGGCAGGGGUAAAGCUGAUGAUAAAGAAUGGGUUCCUGUGACGAAAUUGGGACGUUUAGUGAAAGAUUUGAAAAUCAAAUCCUUGGAACAAAUCUACCUGUUCUCAUUGCCUAUCAAGGAGUUUGAAAUCAUUGAUUUCUUCCUUGGCGCUGCUUUGAAAGAUGAAGUUUUAAAGAUUAUGCCAGUUCAGAAACAAACCAGGGCUGGUCAAAGAACACGCUUCAAAGCUUUUGUUGCCAUUGGUGACCACAAUGGCCAUGUUGGUCUUGGUGUUAAGUGUUCAAAAGAGGUGGCAACAGCCAUACGAGGUGCUAUAAUCUUGGCGAAACUCUCUGUUAUUCCAGUUCGCCGAGGUUAUUGGGGUAACAAGAUCGGUAAACCACAUACAGUACCUUGUAAGGUAACAGGGAAAUGUGGGUCUGUGCGUGUAAGAUUAAUACCUGCACCACGUGGAACAGGGAUUGUCUCAGCACCAGUCCCAAAGAAAUUGUUGCAAAUGGCUGGAAUUGAUGAUUGCUACACUUCUGCCAGAGGAGCAACUGCCACCUUGGGAAACUUUGCCAAAGCAACAUUUGAGGCCAUUGCAAAGACCUAUGAGUACCUUACUCCAGAUUUGUGGGGUGAAAACAAGUUUUCUAAGGUUCCUUAUCAAGAAUUCACAGAUUUCUUGGCUAAACCAGCUUUACCAAAAGGUCAUCCUACAAAUAAUGCAGAGCAACCUGCUGCAACUGCUUCAAAAGGAUUCUAGUGAAGUGUUAUAUAACUCACAUUUGUGAAUCAGUGAAAUAAAAUUAUUGAAAAAAUUUGCAUUUUUCUAAA
Xenia sp. Carnegie-2017 is the source of this 1004-nucleotide messenger RNA. RefSeq names its product 40S ribosomal protein S2. Gene Ontology annotation, molecular function: RNA binding; structural constituent of ribosome. Gene Ontology annotation, biological process: translation. The record is from RefSeq and is a predicted model, not a curated record. NCBI's taxonomy places the organism in Eukaryota, Metazoa, Cnidaria, Anthozoa, Malacalcyonacea, Xeniidae. The coding region runs from base 76 to 933 and encodes 285 amino acids. The transcript is spliced from 6 exons. Gene Ontology annotation, cellular component: ribosome; cytosolic small ribosomal subunit.